Stereum hirsutum FP-91666 SS1 is the source of this 684-nucleotide messenger RNA. RefSeq lists its product as uncharacterized. The record is from RefSeq and is a predicted model, not a curated record. NCBI's taxonomy places the organism in Eukaryota, Fungi, Basidiomycota, Agaricomycetes, Russulales, Stereaceae. The transcript is spliced from 2 exons. The coding region runs from base 1 to 684 and encodes 227 amino acids.
AUGGGUAGACCCCCUCGACCGCAGAGUUUAUUCACUCCCACAAAGGAAGAGGUACGCGAGACAGCCCUGCGUGUUGUCAACAUCCUCGAGCAAUAUGGACUCUCUUGCUGUAUGAUCGGAAGCGCCGCGACCUCCGCCUGGGGCGCGAGCCGCACACCUAAAGACGUCGACAUGGUGAUCAUGACCCGCUCACACAGCCAAGAAGAUAUCAAACGCCUCAUUACAACCUCAGACUCCACCUUCUAUCUCGUAUCCUCCACCAAUCCUCGCAACUCUUACAAAAUACUUUGGCAUCGAUAUCCAUCUAUCUCUCGCGCAGGCCUCGCGAUCAAGAUUGACAUCCUCGUCCCUCCAACUCUCAAUAUUCCCUUUGUCGAGCCACAUCUUAUCACCACUCGUGACUCACUCCCGAUCAUGCCCCUCCUGCCCUUGUUACUGCUGAAACUGCAAGGUUGGGACGACCAUCGACUCUCUGCGUAUGAUAACCAGAGGAUAAAGAAAUAUGUAUACGCGGAAGAUGUUGAGGAGCUUCUGGUUAUCGCAUUGAGAGAGGGGGUUGGAAGGUACGAUGACACAUGGCUGCCGAGUACCUUUACGACGCGAGGCGAGUUGCGGAUAAGCUCGUUUGUGAGAGAGCAUCCAGGGACGAGAGGCUCUUGGAGACAAAUAGGGUUUCGAUGUUGA